Molecule: messenger RNA, 3552 nt
Organism: Cyprinodon variegatus (sheepshead minnow)
Lineage: Eukaryota; Metazoa; Chordata; Actinopteri; Cyprinodontiformes; Cyprinodontidae
Gene: gucy2ca
Product: guanylate cyclase 2C
Exons: 27
Coding region: 1-3252 (1083 amino acids)
Biological process (GO): protein phosphorylation; cGMP biosynthetic process; intracellular signal transduction
Molecular function (GO): ATP binding; guanylate cyclase activity; peptide receptor activity
Source: RefSeq, a predicted model, not a curated record
AUGUACUGCUUGGACUGUUUACUCUACCUGGGAGUGCUGGUACUGGUGGUGUCUGGCAACAAAAUACUAGACGACUGUUUGUACUCAAAUCAUAAAUACAAAAUGAACGUAGUGCUGCUGGAGGACAACACCUACGAGUGGAGUCGGCCGUUUGUGCAGAGAGCCGUGGAGCAAGCUAUAGAGAAGGACAGGCAGGAGAACAUCAACAAUGGCCUAGACUUCAAUCUGACAGCUAACUACAACGGGUUCAACACGACCGUGUACAACAGGCAGGGCUGCGGAAGCAGCACCUGUGAAGGAGUGGCAAUCCUCAAGGCAUUGGAUCGCAUGGGUGAAGUCGGAUGUGUUAUGCUAGGACCUUCAUGUACUUAUGCCACCUUCCAAUUAGUGGAUGAUGAGAUCGGCUUAACUCUGAGUAUUCCCAUCAUCUCAGCUGGGAGUUUCGGCCUCUCAUGCGACUACAAACCCAAACUGACUCGUCUUUUGCCUCCAGCUCGAAAAAUCAUUGAUUUAUUCCUGAACUUUAUGAACGAGGACCUGGGGUUUAAGUCCAAAUGGAAGAAAUUUUAUGUGUACAAAGAAGGGAGCUCUGCACCUGAAGACUGCUUCUGGUACAUAAACGCACUGGAAGCACCGUCUUCAAGGUUUGCCUCAAAUACAGAUAGGGUGAUGCUGCGGAACAUGGAUGAGCUAACGAAAGCACUGAAGGACUCAAAACGACACAGCAACAUUUUUAUUCUAUGUGGAGGCCCAAAGGACAUUGAAACAAUGAAAAAAAACGUAAAAGGCGAGGUUCACCCAGACACCUUGUUCCUUCUUCUUGAUGUUUACAACCCUGCAUAUUAUGUCAAUGAAACAUCCCCUCCCUGGAUGCGUGAUGUCCUUGUAGUUACUCUGCCACAAAGGAACUACGCCUAUAGAUCAAACUCAUCAUACAACGACACGAUAAAUGACUACGUGGCUGGAUAUCAUGAUGGAGCUCUGCUCUUGGGCAAAGUUCUGAGAGAAAGGAUGCUUGAUAAUCGACUUAGUAAGGCCUCUGUAGAUGUGCCACUGAGUUAUAACCCUUUUGGAAAUGUCACUUUUGAAGGUAUGGGAGGAACGUAUGUUCUUGAUGAGUACGGGGACAGAGAUGUGAACUUCACUUUCAUUUACACAACAAAAGACACUUUAAAGUAUGAAGUUCUGCUAGUGUUUGAUACAACGCAGAAUAAAACCAUUGACACGCACCCAAACCCUGCACUGGGCUGGACUGGGAAACUCCCGAGCGAUGAACCUCAUAAUUCAAAUGACUUGGAUACCCAGGAUGUGAUUGUGAUUGUUUUGGCUGUUAGUGUCGUGGUGGUGACAGCCAUCGCCCUCAUCUUCUACAGACAGAACAGGAAGGAGCGUCUAAUGCAGAGGAAGUGGUCCCACAUCGAUGCACACCUGAUUGGACCUCUUGAUGAGAAAGAGGUCUCUCUGAAGAUCGAUGACGAUAAGAGGAAGGAUAGCACAUACUUCAGACAGCGAGGCUGCUACGACAAGAAGCCUGUGAUCCUGAAAGAGCUGAAACAUGCAGAUGGGGAUUUCACAAAGGAACAGAAAAUUGAGCUCAACACUCUGCUGCGGAUUGAUUACUACAAUCUAACCAAAUUUUACGGCACUGUGAAGUUUGAGUACGGGCUCUUUGGGGUGUUUGAGCUUUGCCAGAGGGGGUCCCUUAGGUAUAUUCUCAGUGACAGGAUAUCCUACCCAGAUGAAACCUUCUUGGAUAUGGAGUUUAAGAUAUCAGUCAUGUACGACAUAGCAAAGGGCAUGUCGUACCUCCACUCCAGUAAUAUUGCAGUCCACGGUCGCCUCAAGUCCACCAACUGUGUGGUCGAUAACCGCAUGGUGGUCAAGAUCACAGACUUUGGCUGCCACUCCAUUCUAAUGCCAGGCAGAGAUCUGUGGACAGCUCCGGAACAUCUCCGUAAACAGGGUGUGUCACAGAAAGGUGAUGUUUACAGCUACGGCAUCAUCGCACAUGAGAUCGUCCUGAGGCAGACCCCGUUCUAUACCAGGUGCUGCUCCAACACUGCAGAGAAAAUGCACAGAGUACAGUAUCCAAGAGGUAACUUCUUCUUCAGACCUGACCUCUGCUUUGAGGGUGCAUCUGACAGAGAAAUCGAGCUUUACACACUGAUAAAGAACUGCUGGGAUGAAGACCCUGAGCGAAGGCCAGAUUUCAAGAAGAUAGAGUUAACGCUUGGAAAGAUUUUCAGUAAUUUGCACAAUCAAGCUACUGAAACAUACAUGGACAAUCUGAUCCGUCGUCUGCAGAUGUACUCCAGGACUUUGGAGUGUUUGGUUGAGGAGAGAACGGCUCUGUACAAAGCUGAGAGGGACAGAGCGGAUCGCCUCAACUUCAUGCUGCUGCCUGGUCCUGUGGUGCGCUCUCUGAAGGAAACGGGCAGAGUGGAGCCCGAGCUGUUUGAGGAAGUGACCAUCUAUUUCAGUGACAUAGUGGGCUUCACCACCCUCUGCCACUACAGCACCCCCAUGGAGGUGGUAGACAUGCUGAAUGAGAUCUACAAGAACUUUGAUAGCAUUCUGGAUCACCACGAUGUAUACAAGGUUGAGACCAUAGGGGACGCCUACAUGGUUGCAUCAGGGUUGCCGAACCGAAAUGGAAACAGGCAUGCAGUAGACAUCGCUCACAUGGCCCUAGACAUCCUGUCAUUUGUGGGGACUUUUGAGCUCCAGCAUCUGCCAGGGAUUCCUCUGUGGAUCCGCAUCGGAGUACAUUCAGGUCCUUGUGCGGCCGGAGUGGUUGGAAAUAAGAUGCCUCGCUACUGUCUGUUUGGGGACACGGUAAACACUGCUUCUCGCAUGGAGUCUACAGGCCUGCCUUUGAGGAUUCAUGUGAGCCAGCCUACAAUCAACAUCCUGCAGAGGACAGACUGCAAGUUUGAGUAUGAAAAAAGAGGCGAGACAUACCUGAAGGGAAAAGGCAAAGAGAUGACCUACUGGUUAACUGGUGUGACAGGAGGAAAACACAACCUUCCCGUCCCACCAACAGCGGAGAAUUUCCAGCGGCUUCAACAGGAACUGGCAGACAUGAUCGUAUCCAGUCUGGAGAAACACCGAGCUGGAAAAGAGGGCUUUGAAAAGAGGAAGACGUUGUCCACCAGAGUCCGUUGGAGAGACACUAAUGGCAGCCUGCCGAAGGACAGCCCACCGGAGUACUUCCACCUGGCUGUCACCGACAAUCCCGGCACGUUCCUGUAACAGCAGCACUUGAAAGACUUUAAGGACACUGUUAGGGAGUAGCUCCACUCUAACACUGUUAGGGUUCAUGGUGAGAUAAUUUCUUCAUCAUUUGGGUGCUCUUUCUCACCAGGUCACUUUCCCCCACGGUUUGAUUUGGUUAGAAGAGCAUCAGCUUCACCUUUUUCUUGUAAGAUCCUCCAAGCUGGGGGAAAUAUUUCACUCCAAAGACGCAUUUGUAGAAUACGGUUAACUAUUUUUUCUGGAUUGUGCCAAUGCUUAGCAUGCAAUUCAUGUUGUAAUUAUGCUUGAGCUUCAUGU